CCAGAUCUGAUUCCUGAUCCCCCGAUUGCUAGGUCCUGGGUCCCGCCAUGGGAGCCUGAGCGUCCUGCAGUCCCCCCGGCCCCCUGCCCCCGGGGCCUCGAGGGGGAAACAGGCGAGUGGUCUGGGACGCAGCCGGGGUGAGCGACCUCAGGAGCCCCCCUCGUCAACCCCCAUCGCCCGCGCUGCCGGUUCUGGAGCGCGGAGUUCGGAACGACCCGGUGCGCUGCGGAUACAAAGGCGCGGAGCGGAGCAGGGCGUGCGCCCGGUCCACCCGGCUGUUCGCAGCGGCGGGGUGUUGUCGCUUGAAUUUCUCUGAGAGAAGCCCACUCGUCCAGCAAAAUAGAGUCCCUCAGGGUGACGGUUGACUUCCUAAAGGUGCCUCUUGGCCUGAAGAAGACUGUGCUGAAGGAGGUGGCUUUGGGGCCCCCCAAAAGGCCCCAGCCCGCGGCCCUGGAGCGCUACAAGGCACGGCGUUCGGACGCCAUGGACACCGAGUCCCAGUACUCGGGCUAUUCCUAUAAGUCCGGCCACUCCCGCAGCUCCCGAAAGCACAGGGACCGACGGGAUCGCCACCGCUCAAAGAGCCGGGAUGGGAGUCGUGGAGAUAAAUCAGUGACGAUCCAGGCUCCUGGAGAGCCCCUGCUGGACAAUGAGUCCACGAGGGGGGAUGAGCGGGAUGACAACUGGGGAGAGACCACAACGGUGGUCACUGGCACUUCCGAGCACAGUAUCUCCCAUGAUGACCUCACGCGCAUCGCCAAGGACAUGGAGGACAGUGUCCCGUUGGAUUGUUCCCGCCACCUGGGCGUGGCGGCAGGGGCCAUUCUGGCACUGCUCUCCUUCCUCACCCCGCUGGCUUUCCUGCUGCUGCCCCCACUGCUGUGGCGGGAGGAGCUGGAGCCCUGUGGGACCGCCUGCGAAGGCCUCUUCAUCUCCGUGGCCUUCAAGCUGCUCAUCCUGCUGUUGGGCAGCUGGGCUCUGUUCUUCCGCCGGCCCAAGGCCUCACUGCCCCGAGUCUUCGUGUUACGAGCGCUGCUCAUGGUCCUCGUCUUCCUGCUCGUUAUCUCCUACUGGCUCUUCUAUGGCGUGCGCAUCUUGGACGCCCGGGAGCGCAGCUACCAGGGAGUGGUUCAGUUUGCGGUUUCGCUAGUGGAUGCCUUGCUCUUCGUGCACUAUCUGGCCGUGGUUCUGCUGGAGCUCCGUCAGCUCCAGCCCCAGUUCACACUCAAGGUCGUGCGAUCCACAGACGGGGCCAGCCGCUUCUACAAUGUGGGCCAUCUCAGCAUCCAACGAGUGGCAGUGUGGAUCCUGGAGAAGUAUUACCAUGACUUCCCCGUCUACAACCCCGCCCUCCUCAACCUGCCCAAGUCCGUCCUGGCCAAGAAAGUGUCUGGCUUCAAGGUGUAUUCUCUCGGAGAGGAAAACAGCACCAAUAACUCCACGGGCCAGUCCAGGGCCGUGAUCGCGGCUGCAGCACGGAGACGCGACAACAGCCACAAUGAGUAUUACUACGAGGAAGCCGAGCAUGAGCGCAGAGUGCGCAAGCGCAGGGCCAGGCUCGUGGUGGCUGUGGAGGAGGCCUUCACGCACAUCAAGCGGCUGCAGGAAGAGGAGCAGAAGAACCCCAGGGAGGUGAUGGACCCCCGGGAAGCAGCCCAAGCCAUCUUUGCCUCCAUGGCCCGUGCCAUGCAGAAGUACCUUCGCACCACGAAACAGCAGCCUUACCAUACUAUGGAGAGCAUCCUUCAGCACCUGGAGUUCUGCAUCACCCACGACAUGACGCCCAAGGCCUUCCUGGAGCGAUAUUUGGCCGCUGGACCCACCAUCCAGUACCACAAGGAACGCUGGCUGGCCAAACAGUGGACAUUGGUGAGCGAGGAGCCCGUGACCAACGGGCUCAAGGAUGGCAUCGUGUUCCUCUUAAAGCGCCAGGACUUCAGCUUGGUGGUGAGCACCAAGAAGGUGCCCUUCUUCAAACUCUCCGAGGAAUUCGUGGAUCCCAAGUCACAUAAGUUCGUCAUGCGGCUGCAGUCAGAGACCUCUGUGUGACUUUGCAGCUGCCGGCCAGGGAGGAGGGAUGUGGGGGUUCCCGUGGAGUGGGAGGGGCUUGGUUCUCUGGCCCUGGCACAUUUCUGCCAUCCUGCUUCCUCCUGCUAAUGUUUGUUUUUGUUUUUGUUUUGUUUGUUUUGUUUCUUUGUUUUUUUUUUUUUAACUUGAAUUAACUUAUCCUGUACCCGGUCUCCUCCCCUCUUCCUCAGUUUUUCCCACCUGGAAAUCUGGAGAGAACACUUUGCUUUAACAACACCUGGGAACCACCCUGCCCCACAAUUUUUUUGUAUCACUCCAGGCCCUGCAGGAAACAGUGCCUCAUAACUCUCCCACCCCUCGUUCUUCCCCCCAAACGUUCCCUGGAUGGAAGUCCCUUCCAAAAGCGUUCAGGGUCUUCCUGAUUGUGUACCCUUGCCUCCUGAGCCCCAACUUAUAAACGUAAGUUCCUAGAGCCGCGCUUUCUAGUGGUCCCUGAUAGGGUUUCUCUUGGGGACACACCUCUGACCCCAGAGAACCAUGGUGCCAAACUCCUGUGGGACAGCAGCUAACCGUAUCCCCUGUCCCCACCCUUAGCCCCGAGUCCUUGGGCAAGGAUGCACCCGUGACUUAGUCCCAGAAUUAGGAUUCUCCCUGCAGUCUUGCUGUCCAGUAUUACAGCUGUGCUUCCUGGUACACCACACACAGACACACACACACACACACACACACACACACACACACACACAGUACCUCACAGACAGACAGACAGAAGCACACACAUGCACACACACACAGAACAAGGGGAAGUGUGGACUUCUACCCGGGAGUCUUUACUACUGUUUCUGACUUGUAUGGUCACAUGAUCACAGGCAACCGGAGGGGGAACCUCUCUGACCACUUUACCAAGAGCUGUGGGGGAAGGCAUAAUGUGUCUUUCUUAGACAAUUCCCAAGAGGAAGGACAGGAUAGACCCCUGAGGUUGGAGAGACCCUUGUCCCUGACCCCAUCCCUCUGAACUCGCUGACCCCUGUCGGAGCUGUUCUUCCCUGCCUUCACCCAUGAAGGACGCGCGUUGACUUCUUAAGGACUCCAUGGCCUGCAGACCCUGACCAACCCUGGAGUCAAAGACAUUUUCUCUUUUGCACCAGUUACCCCAGUCCUGCUGAAUUCCAGCUCCGGAGACCUGCGGCCUCAUCUCUUUUUAGGGGGAGGGGCCAGCAGCCCCUCCUCAUCCCCUGCCUUAAAUGCAGCUCUUCACCUCAGGGGUCUCUUUCCAGGGCCUUCCAGGGUCCCGUCCUUUUCUCUCCCAUAUCAGGGCGAGGGACCAGGUUACUGCCUUGUGUGGGUAUUAGCUGCUCACCCCGUUUUAACUGACAUAGCCUUUGCAGCGAAGCUGAAUCGCAGUAAUUUCCAGCUCACCUUGAGCAGGACUCACUAACCCUCUAAUGGAUGUUUUUCAGAGUAAACUUGAGCCUUUAAAUGAAA
Messenger RNA from Apodemus sylvaticus (European woodmouse), 3513 nucleotides. RefSeq names its product VANGL planar cell polarity protein 2 (gene Vangl2). Gene Ontology annotation, cellular component: plasma membrane. Gene Ontology annotation, biological process: Wnt signaling pathway, planar cell polarity pathway; establishment of planar polarity; multicellular organism development. Lineage: Eukaryota; Metazoa; Chordata; Mammalia; Rodentia; Muridae. The coding region runs from base 484 to 2049 and encodes 521 amino acids. The record is from RefSeq and is a predicted model, not a curated record. The transcript is spliced from 8 exons.